This is a messenger RNA of Coniophora puteana RWD-64-598 SS2, 234 nucleotides long. RefSeq names its product like-Sm ribonucleoprotein. The coding region runs from base 1 to 234 and encodes 77 amino acids. Gene Ontology annotation, cellular component: U12-type spliceosomal complex; U1 snRNP; U5 snRNP. The transcript is spliced from 3 exons. The record is from RefSeq and is a predicted model, not a curated record. Lineage: Eukaryota; Fungi; Basidiomycota; Agaricomycetes; Boletales; Coniophoraceae. Gene Ontology annotation, biological process: spliceosomal snRNP assembly; mRNA splicing, via spliceosome. Gene Ontology annotation, molecular function: RNA binding.
AUGUCGAAAGCAUCCCAGCCCGAACUCAAGAAGUUCAUGGACAAAAAGCUGUUCGUUCAUCUACAAGGUGGCCGAAAGGUUAGCGGUAUCUUGCGAGGCUAUGACCUCUUCCUCAAUUUGGUCAUCGAUGAUGCCCUUGAGGAGAGUAGUCCAGCCCAGAAACAUCCAAUCGGGACGGUGGUCAUUCGGGGUAACAGCGUAACGUCGAUGGAAAUUCUGGAAUCGACAAGAUAG